Molecule: messenger RNA, 1367 nt
Organism: Suillus subaureus
Lineage: Eukaryota; Fungi; Basidiomycota; Agaricomycetes; Boletales; Suillaceae
Exons: 4
Coding region: 111-1331 (406 amino acids)
Source: RefSeq, a predicted model, not a curated record
UCCUCCCAGCCAUACCAGUACUUACUUUCUGCCCUUUCUUGAAGAAACGGGCGAACCGUUAUUCAUUCAACAUCGGCUACCAUACUUCCUCUUGAUAACGAAUUCCUGCCAUGUCUCCCAACCCAUCCCAGAAUUCACCUUGGCCAGCUCAGACAGCUCCACCAUCGUCAUCAUAUUCAUCAUCGAAGCGAAAGAGCCCUGACAUGGGAUCUUCUUGGUCCUCAUCACUGGGAAGGAGACAGGGAACUAUCAUCUCGAAUCAGAGUGCGCUCGCCGAGACUCAAUGUGAAAUAUACGCUGAUAAUAGUCAGGUGACUUGCUAUCCAGGCGCAGGUGAUCUUGUGAUUCAACACCAGUGGGCACCGGUUGUCUGGAACAGUAGACGGCCGCAACUUUCCCAGUUCAAUGUCGUCCAGCUGUACUUGAUUGAUGCUGAUACAAACCUCCCCAUUCUCAAUUUCACACAAACAAAUCCAACUAAUAAUGCCGGUGAAAUGAAUGCACCUGUGAAUGAUACGUGGUUCGGAACCAAAGGCAAUUCAUGGACGCCAGGGCAGAACUUCUCAUACCCAUUUUAUUGGGUAGUGACCAAUCAGGAUGGUCUGGAUGGCUCUCAAACCACAAAUCCAACGUUCACGGCUAUUCAAACUACAUAUGCAGAUGCUGUCGUUUCGUCUAUGCAGUCCUCGUCAUCCGCUGCCGCCGCAUCGUCAUCCGCCGCUGCCGCCUCGUCAUCUGCUGCUGCUCUGUCAUCAGCAUCAUCUAGCUUACAUGCAUCUGGGACAUCGUCACUUCCAUCGGGAAAUGUUCAGUCAAACAACUCAAAUGCACCUUUUCCUCAUUGGGCAAUAGCAGUCAUCGUGGUACUCGGAUUUCUCGCUAUCGUAGCUGGUGGUGUCUUGAUUUGGUUAAUCGCGCGCCGUUUACGAAGACGUGAACAGCUAUCGAAUCGAGGGUCCAUGGGUUCCUCGUCUCCGAUGAUGGCCAAUGCCCAGAACUCCAACUCUCCUCAGCUACCGUUGUUGGGGGCUGGGUUGGUGGGUGCGACGGCUGGCCGGACAUCAUCAGAACAUCAUCGGCCUGCAUCGAUCAUAUCUCCGGAUGGUGCAUCCGAUAUCUCACGGGCCCACUCUGCAGGCGAUACCGGUCCAUUUUCAGGAGCCGAUGCAGCCAUCAUGGCGGAUGCAUUUAGGAAAGCAUUGCGCAAACCUGAUUUUGCAGGGCCCCCUGUUGAGGAGGCCGAGGACCACAGGGAUGAUGCGAUCAUGAAUCGUGAAUUGGCAGAAGAAGGACGGGACCUACGGAGCGUCAGGUUCAUCACGGGGAGUUAAAGUGGAAACUCUAAGUGAGACUGGUGAUACAGUGCA